AGAGCAGUGACAGGAAUCAUAUCAACCACAAAAUUUCUCGGACGCCAUAUCAGUCGGAAUCCCUUCACGAUGGCGGCAGAAAUUAUCGCGUCGAACUGGAAGCAGGUCGAGGUCGGCAGGGUAGUCCUCCUCCAGGGCGACGGCCCCUACGCCGGCCGCCUCGCUACGAUCGUCGAGAUCAUUGACCACAAGCGGGGACUCAUCGACGGCCCGUCCUCAGACGCCGCGCUCGCCGUUCCCCGUCAGCCAUUCUCCUUCUCCAACCUCCUUCUUUCGGCAUUCGUUAUCGAGAACCUUCCCCGUGGUGCGCGCACAGCAACCGUCAAGGCGGCGUGGGAGAAGGCCGGCAUCGACGCGAAGUGGAAGGAGAGCAACUGGGCCAAGAAGCGUGUCCAGCAGGACCGACGGAAGGCGCUCACGGACUUCGACCGGUUCAAGGUCAUGCGGCUCAAGAAGCAGCGCCGGUUCGAGCAGCGGAAGGCGCUGGCGAAGGUUAAGGCUUCGGCAUAGAGCCGCUGCUUAUAGAGGGGACACGUUGGGCUAGCAUGGUUCAGAGGGGAGGAUGGUAUCCUGGAACGGUCUGCAUGAACAUCAGCAUUCGGGUUGCUGGAUUCCUUUGAUUCGUUUUCGGGGCACCUGUAUGUCACAUCAUCAAGGUGACGGCGUCAAUGAUAUGGAAAAUGCGAAAUCAAGACAAAUCGGUCUGUGGCUCUGCUUGUCUGUGUGACAGCGCUCUUCGUAGAACGACUACACGCCAUCCUGGACCGGACCAUGAUAGUAUUUUACAAUCCUAAUGCUUCUACGGUCACUUUAAUCAGCCUUGAGGGCUAGAAUUGCUAUCACAAGUCGUUAAAAGACAUUCAACCGCCAGAUCCAACUUUUGAGUAAUUGUCUUGAAUGAUUACCUAAU
This is a messenger RNA of Phialemonium atrogriseum, 910 nucleotides long. RefSeq names its product ribosomal protein L14. Gene Ontology annotation, biological process: translation; ribosomal large subunit biogenesis. The coding region runs from base 70 to 510 and encodes 146 amino acids. The transcript is spliced from 3 exons. Gene Ontology annotation, cellular component: cytosolic large ribosomal subunit; ribosome. Lineage: Eukaryota; Fungi; Ascomycota; Sordariomycetes; Cephalothecales; Cephalothecaceae. Gene Ontology annotation, molecular function: RNA binding; structural constituent of ribosome. The record is from RefSeq and is a predicted model, not a curated record.